UUUUGCUUGUUCACCAAGGCGAAUUUUUAGCCCUAUUUAUACCUUUCAUUACCCCUCUUUUCUUCAUCCUCCUCCAUCAUCUUCUCCACAGAAAAUUCAGUAGCCGACUCCGGAGAAUCAAAACUCUUCUGUUUCUGGAUUUUGUCUUCGGCGGGCUGUUUGAUCUUUGUUUCAUCGAAUCAGAAAUCUGUCGUUGGAUAGGUUAAUAAGAAAUUCAAGUCAGAAUAUGAGCUUUCCUGCACAAAACAAUAGAAGGAAUAACAACAGUAAUCGGCCUAGAAACAAUAAUAAUAACAAUAAUCCUGUUGUUCAAAGUGGUGGUGCUCGUCGUGAGUGGGUAGCCAGGGGAUCUGCUCCAACCAACACUGUUCCAUUUUCAGCUGCCCCUGUUACCCCGGUAACAACAACCACUGUUGUGACCCCUGGGUUUGGUGGGAAUGGAAGAGACAAUGAGAAUGUGUCAUCUGCACCGGUUAAUCGAUUUCAAAACCAAAAUCAGACCUAUGGGGAACCUAAAUUCAACAGGGGGAUGUAUAGGGGAAGGGGCAGGGGGAGCUAUAAUCAUCAGGAGAACAGGAUGGAGAGGCCGGUCAGGGAGGUCAGUGGGAGGAUUAAUCAAGAGCGGGUGAAAGAUCCUAAUUUGCCUCAACUUGUGCAAGAAAUAGAGGAGAAGCUUUUGAAGGGAAACAUCGAGUGCAUGAUAUGCUACGAUAUGGUGAGGAGGUCUGCGCCCAUGUGGUCAUGUUCGAGCUGCUACUCGAUUUUUCAUCUGCAUUGUACCAAGAAAUGGGCAAGAGCUCCAACUUCUGUUGACACAUCUGCGGAGAAGAAUCAAAGGUUUAAUUGGCGUUGCCCAGGUUGUCAAUCAGUCCAGCUCACUUCAUCCAGGGACAUACGGUAUCUUUGCUUUUGUGGGAAGAGGCAAGACCCCCCUUCAGAUUUAUACUUGACUCCACAUUCAUGUGGAGAGCCUUGUGGCAAGAAACUUGAGAAGGAGCUUCCAGGGAACGGUCUGAGUGAAGAGGAUCUUUGUCCUCAUGUUUGUGUCUUACAAUGCCAUCCUGGUCCUUGUCCACCUUGUAAGGCAUUUGCUCCAGCUAGAAGUUGCCCCUGCGGGAAGGAAGUAAUUACCACUCGUUGCUCUGAUCGCAAGUCCGUUCUUACAUGUGGACAGCAGUGUGGUAAGCUUCUUGACUGUGGGCGUCAUCGGUGUGAACAGACUUGCCAUGUUGGUUCUUGUGGCCAUUGUCAAAUUGUUGUGGAUGCCUAUUGCUUUUGUAAGAAGAAAACAGAGUCUCUUCUUUGUGGAGAUAUGGGUGUGAAAGGAGAUAUCAAGAUGGAGGAUGGCGUCUUUUCAUGCAAUUCAGUUUGUGGAAAGAAGCUUAGUUGCGGAAACCACAUCUGCCGUGAGCUCUGCCAUCCAGGGCCAUGUGGGGACUGUGCUUUGUUGCCUAGCAAGGUCAAGGCAUGCUGUUGCGGUAAAACCAGCUUGGAAGAAGAAAGGCACAGUUGUUUGGAUCCAAUUCCAACCUGUUCCAAGGUCUGCGGAAAGCGUCUCCGUUGUGGGGUACAUCGCUGUGAAGCUGUGUGCCAUUCUGGUGACUGUGCACCAUGUCUUGUUCCUGUGACUCAACGCUGCCGCUGUGGGUCAACCUCUCGAACAGUGGAGUGCUACAGAACGCAGGCAGAAGAUGAGCAGUUCACUUGUGAUAGACCUUGUGGGCAAAAGAAGAACUGUGGAAGGCACCGUUGUAGUGAGCGAUGUUGCCCUCUUUCUAAUCCAAAAAAUUCCAUAACUGGUGGUUGGAAUCCUCAUUUUUGUUCAAUGGCAUGUGAGAAGAAGCUUAGAUGUGGGCAGCAUUCUUGCGAGUCGCUUUGUCACAGUGGUCACUGCCCUCCCUGCCUUGAGACAAUUUUCACCGAUUUGACUUGUGCUUGUGGGAGAACAUCAAUCCCUCCUCCGCUACCUUGUGGCACACCUCUUCCUUCGUGUCAGCUACCAUGCUCGGUUUCUCAGCCUUGUGGUCACCCACCUACUCACAGCUGCCAUUUUGGAGACUGCUUGCCAUGUGCUGUUCCUGUAGCAAAAGAGUGCGUUGGUGGACAUGUAAUUUUAAGGAACAUACCUUGCGGGUCAAAGGACAUCCGAUGUAACAAGCUUUGUGGGAAGACCAGGCAGUGUGGCUUGCACUCAUGUGCUAGAACUUGUCAUCCUUCGCCAUGUGAUGUUUCUGCUGGACCCAGCAAUGGCUCCAGAGCCUCUUGUGGGCAGACGUGUGGUGCUCCUAGAAGAGAUUGCAGGCACACAUGUACUGCUCUCUGUCAUCCCUCUUCUUCAUGUCCUGAUGUUAGAUGUGAGUUUCCUGUUACUAUUACUUGUUCUUGUGGCCGGAUUACAGCAAAUGUUCCUUGUGAUGCUGGAGGUCAGAUCGUUGACUCUGUUCUCGAAGCCUCUAUAAUCCACAAGCUGCCUUCAUCUCUUCAACCUAUUGAAAUAAAUGGGAAGAAGGUUCCUCUCGGUCAGAGGAAGCUUACUUGUGAUGACGAGUGUGCAAAGAUGGAGAAGAAAAAGGUUCUUUCUGAUGCUUUUGGUAUAACCCCUCCUAAUCUUGAGUCCCUCCAUUUUGGUGAGAAUGCAGCUGUCUCUGAAGUGCUGGGGGAUCUUCUUAGGCGGGACGCUAAGUGGGUGUUGUCUAUAGAGGAAAGAUGCAAGUUUUUGGUUCUCGGCAGAAGCAGAGGGGGGCUAAAUGCGCUCAAAGUUCAUGUUUUCUGCCCAAUGUUGAAAGAAAAGCGGGAUGCAAUUAGACUGAUAGCUGCAAGGUGGAAGCUUUCAGUAAAUGCAGCUGGUUGGGAGCCCAAAAGAUUCAUCGCUGUACAUGUUACACCCAAGUCCAAAGCUCCAAGUCGUAUACUUGGUCCUAAAGGUUGUACUGUCAAUAACAUUGCUCAGCCUGCUGUUUUUGAUUCUCUGGUGGAUAUGGAUCCAAGGCUUGUUGUAGCUUUGUUUGACUUGCCAAGAGAUGCAGACAUUAGUGCUUUAGUUCUCAGGUUUGGUGGUGAGUGCGAGCUUGUCUGGUUGAACGACAAGAAUGCCUUGGCUGUGUUCAGUGAUCCUGCCCGAGCAGCAACAGCUAUGAGAAGGCUAGACCAGGGGUCGGCUUAUUGUGGUGCUGCUGUAGUUCAUCAGAGUGGUGUUGCAUCAGCAGUGGCAUCCACUACUAAUGUUUGGGGAGUCUCUGGAGGAGCCAAGGACGCGGGAGGAGUUGCAGCAGCUCUUAAGGGUAAUCCUUGGAAGAAGGCUGUAGUCCAGGAGCCUCAUUUGAGGGAGAGCCUAUGGGAUGCUGAAGAAUGGUCCAAGAAUCCCACUGAUUUAGCAGCCCCUUCUGCCUGGAGGGCGAAUGAAGCUCCACCUACUGCCUCGUCUAAUAGGUGGAGUGUCUUAGAGCCUGAAAUUGCUUCCAGCUUGCCCAGGGCAUCUAUUACAAUCAAGGAACCUGUUACUGAGACACAAGUGGGGGGUUCAGUUUUGCCUCCCAAACCUCAAGAUAUGGGGAUCGACGAUAUGGCAGAUGUAGUGGACGAUUGGGACAAGGCUUACGACUGAGAGCUCCUGGAAAUGCAUAUUGUUUUUGCUGUCCAAUUAUUUCUUCCAUUUUUCUUUUUAGUGCUCAGACAGGAGUUGGUUUAGUUAUGUUUAGUAGCCCUGUUUUAAAGGGAGUGAUGUUUCCUUUAUUGUUCAAAAACACAACCCUUUUUAGCAUUGGUGCCAAUAUUCCCAAUGAAGGGAAAAAUAUUAGUAGUGUAAUGUACCUUUUGGUACGUGUUCUAAGAUGCUGCUUGAUACAAUUGGUAAAAUCCAGACUAAUUGAUCUUCCCUUCAUAUGA
Solanum pennellii is the source of this 3885-nucleotide messenger RNA. RefSeq names its product NF-X1-type zinc finger protein NFXL1. The transcript is spliced from 2 exons. Gene Ontology annotation, biological process: regulation of DNA-templated transcription. Gene Ontology annotation, molecular function: DNA-binding transcription factor activity, RNA polymerase II-specific; zinc ion binding; RNA polymerase II transcription regulatory region sequence-specific DNA binding. The coding region runs from base 227 to 3604 and encodes 1125 amino acids. Gene Ontology annotation, cellular component: nucleus. NCBI's taxonomy places the organism in Eukaryota, Viridiplantae, Streptophyta, Magnoliopsida, Solanales, Solanaceae. The record is from RefSeq and is a predicted model, not a curated record.